Plectropomus leopardus (leopard coralgrouper) is the source of this 525-nucleotide messenger RNA. RefSeq names its product gamma-crystallin S-like. Lineage: Eukaryota; Metazoa; Chordata; Actinopteri; Perciformes; Serranidae. Gene Ontology annotation, molecular function: structural constituent of eye lens. The record is from RefSeq and is a predicted model, not a curated record. Gene Ontology annotation, biological process: lens development in camera-type eye; visual perception.
AUGGGCAGGAUCAUUUUUUAUGAGGACAAGAACUACCAGGGUCGCAGGUAUGAGUGUGACAGCGACUGCACUGACUUCCAUUCCUACCUGAGUCGCUGUAACUCGGCCCGAGUGGAGAAUGGGACCUGGGUGAUCUAUGAGAGGCCAAACUACCAGGGCUACCAGUACAUCCUGAGGAGAGGCGAGUACCCCGACUACCAGACCUGGCAAGGCCUCAACGACAGAGUCUGCUCCUGCAAGAUGAUUCACUUUGCCAGUGGAGAUCCUUACAAGAUCCAGCUCUAUGUUAAGGGGGAUUUUGCCGGUCGGGUGUUUGAGGCGACUGAGGACUGUCCCUCUGUGCUGGAGAACUUCCACUGGAGGGAGAUUCACUCCUGCAGGGUGCUGGGAGGCUGGUGGGUCUUCUAUGAGCACCCGAACUACAAGGGACGCCAGUACCUGCUGGAGAAAGGCGAGUACCGCAAGCCUGUGGACUGGGGUGCUGUCUGUCCCACUGUACAGUCGUUCAGAAAGCUUACUGAGUAG